AUGCCACCGAUUCAGAAGCCUCUCCUCCCCAGUGGCCGUGCCGUCCUCAAGCAUGGCCGUUCUAUGCUAUGUAGUGGUAACCUCAGCUAUGACGUUAACUCUACCAUCAAGGCUCCUGAGUGCAAAAGGGGUAUGGGCUUUACUCAGUUCAAGAGGUUGGCUACUAGGCUUGGGAAAACUAGGUUGCGUGAGCUCCCUACUACUAUGAUGCGAGGUUUUGUUCGUCGUCGGUUGAAAGGUCGGGGUCCUUAUGGUGACGACCAUAUAGAGCAGUUGAAGAGGGCUAUGAUGAACCCUAAGACAGAUCCUGAGAGGUAUUGGAAAGAAGAGGAACUCAAGGCUAAGGCAGAAGGGAGACCUGUUCCCGAGAGGCCGCCAUCAUCUAGCUUGAAGCCUCUACCGUCAAAUCAGUGGAAUUUCGACGACGCCGGUAUUAUCAAGGAAGAUGAUACCAACGUUAAGUAA
Molecule: messenger RNA, 465 nt
Organism: Perkinsus marinus ATCC 50983
Lineage: Eukaryota; Perkinsozoa; Perkinsida; Perkinsidae
Exons: 5
Coding region: 1-465 (154 amino acids)
Source: RefSeq, a predicted model, not a curated record